CACCUGUCAUCGCCUAAAGGUUACACUUCAAUUUGGCCCGUCCUUUUUGGUUCUUCUCCAAAACCAUUUUUCUCACCAGCUUCCUCGCCUUGAUAAAUCUAAACUGGUAGCAAUUCCCCCGCCAACUACUUUCCAAUCACAACAUGAAGAUUUUCAAUUGGGUGCAAAGGAGGUUUCAUCAUAGUGCCCUUAAAGAGAAUUGGACAGAUGGGUUAGCCCGAAAUAUGAAAAAGGUUGAAUCUAUUACAAGUGAAGCUGACAAGCAAGCAUUACUGAAACAAGUAGCGCUGGUCGAUGUGCUUGAUGGCUGGAAAGAUGGCAUUUUGAGAAUUGGCACAUUAGGGCUUGACCCUUUAAAGCCCUUUAAUCAACAGCAUGAAUAUUUUGUUCUGGAAAGAGAAGAAGAAGAAGAAGAAGAAGAAGAAGAAGAAGAAGAAGGAUACAACGAUAGUGAGUAUAAUGACGAAGAAGAGGAACAAGAUCGAUACUCGUUCCAUAGUGAUGACGCAGAUGGCAACAUGAAUGAGGAAGAAGAAGAAGAAGAAAACCCUUUAAUUUGUACGAGAUUUGAGCACAACUUUGAAGAGCUUGCAUCAACUUUUGAUGCAAAUACUGUGAAAUCUAAAGAGAUAAUUCUCUUCAGUCCAAUAGAGACCGACUCAAAUGUCCAUGAGAAUGAUGAAAGAGAAAGGAAAGGAGAAAGAACAACACUGGCAGAACUGUUCUUGGCAGAUUCUGAGAUGAAAAAGAAGCAGGAAUCUUUUGAAUUUGAGACCGACAUAGGUAAAAAGCAAGCUGUUGGUGCCAAGAAUGGGCUAUUCUUUGCCAAGAAGCUCAUACCUCAUGUGGGAGAGGAUUCACGUCCAAUCAAGAAAUUUCACCAAUUGAUGAGGAGGAUGCUGAAGAGAAAAAUCCAUCCAGAACUUGAAGGAAAAAGCCAGAAAAAAGACAGUCAAAGCAAGCCCGCCAUUAUGGAAGCUGCAGGAAUUAGCAAUGGAAAUGAAAGCGGUGAAUCAGUUUCCCUGCUUCCAACUCCCCCAAGGUCUUUCCGUAUGAGCUUUGAGUGAUGACCUAAUUUUAAUGUAUUAAUUGUAUGGGACUAAUAUUGUAAGUAAAAUUAUGUGGACAAUGUUACGUAUGUGUGGCGUUGCAGCAUAUGAUUUUGUUGUACAAGCUUUUGGAUAAUUUGUAAAUAUGUUGGAUGUUCGGUUGUAACAAAUGUUCAUAGGGUUUUGAUUUGUACUAUU
This is a messenger RNA of Manihot esculenta (cassava), 1247 nucleotides long. Its product is annotated as protein TILLER ANGLE CONTROL 1. Gene Ontology annotation, biological process: morphogenesis of a branching structure. Bases 144 to 1067 code for a protein of 307 amino acids. The transcript is spliced from 5 exons. The record is from RefSeq and is a predicted model, not a curated record. Lineage: Eukaryota; Viridiplantae; Streptophyta; Magnoliopsida; Malpighiales; Euphorbiaceae.